AUGUACAACAGAAUUGCUGGAGUAUUUCAGGAAAUUCGAGAAAACAUCAAUGAUUUAAAAAUUAAAUGGGUUCUUGUGGUACUUUCAGUGAAAAUAACUAGAGGUGUAGUAGUGGAGGUGGUUGUCGGUUUUGAAGUACUAGUUGUAGAUGGUACUUCUGUUGAAACAGGUGAUGUAAUUGGAGUAGUGGAGGUGCUUGUAGGUGUUGAAGGAGGUGGUGUGCCAGGAGUUGUACUAGUUGUAGAUGGUACUUCUGUUGAAACAGGUGGCAGAGGCGUAAUUGGUGUAGUGGAGGUGCUUGUCGGUGUUGAAGGAGGUGGUGUGCCAGGAGUUGUACUAGUUGUAGAUGGUACUUCUGUUGAAACAGGUGGCAAAGGCGUAAUUGGAGUAGUGGAGGUGCUUGUCGGUGUUGAAGGAGGUGGUGUGCCAGGAGUUGUACUAGUUGUAGAUGGUCCUUCUGUUGAAACAGGUGGUGUAAUUGGAGUAGUGGAGGUGCUUGUCGGUGUUGAAGGAGGUGGUGUGCCAGGAGUUGUACUAGUUGUAGAUGGUACUUCUGUUGAAACAGGUGGCAGAGGCGUAAUUGGAGUAGUGGAGGUGCUUGUCGGUGUUGAAGGAGGUGGUGUGCCAGGAGUUGUACUAGUUGUAGAUGGUACUUCUGUUGAAACAGGUGGUGUAAUUGGAGUAGUGGAGGUGCUUGUCGGUGUUGAAGGAGGUGGUGUGCCAGGAGUUGUACUAGUUGUAGAUGGUACUUCUGUUGAAACAGGUGGCAGAGGCGUAAUUGGAGUAGUGGAGGUGCUUGUCGGUGUUGAAGGAGGUGGUGUGCCAGGAGUUGUACUAGUUGUAGAUGGUACUUCUGUUGAAACAGGUGGUGUAAUUGGAGUAGUGGAGGUGCUUGUCGGUGUUGAAGGAGGUGGUGUGCCAGGAGUUGUACUAGUUGUAGAUGGUACUUCUGUUGAAACAGGUGGCAGAGGCGUAAUUGGAGUAGUGGAGGUGCUUGUCGGUGUUGAAGGAGGUGGUGUGCCAGGAGUUGUACUAGUUGUAGAUGGUACUUCUGUUGAAACAGGUGGUGUAAUUGGAGUAGUGGAGGUGCUUGUCGGUGUUGAAGGAGGUGGUGUGCCAGGAGUUGUACUAGUUGUAGAUGGUACUUCUGUUGAAACAGGUGGCAGAGGCGUAAUUGGAGUAGUGGAGGUGCUUGUCGGUGUUGAAGGAGGUGGUGUGCCAGGAGUUGUACUAGUUGUAGAUGGUACUUCUGUUGAAACAGGUGGCAGAGGCGUAAUUGGAGUAGUGGAGGUGCUUGUCGGUGUUGAAGGAGGUGGUGUGCCAGGAGUUGUACUAGUUGUAGAUGGUACUUCUGUUGAAACAGGUGGUGUAAUUGGAGUAGUGGAGGUGCUUGUCGGUGUUGAAGGAGGUGGUGUGCCAGGAGUUGUACUAGUUGUAGAUGGUACUUCUGUUGAAACAGGUGGCAGAGGCGUAAUUGGAGUAGUGGAGGUGCUUGUCGGUGUUGAAGGAGGUGGUGUGCCAGGAGUUGUACUAGUUGUAGAUGGUACUUCUGUUGAAACAGGUGGCAGAGGCGUAAUUGGAGUAGUGGAGGUGCUUGUCGGUGUUGAAGGAGGUGGUGUGCCAGGAGUUGUACUAGUUGUAGAUGGUACUUCUGUUGAAACAGGUGGCAGAGGCGUAAUUGGAGUAGUGGAGGUGCUUGUCGGUGUUGAAGGAGGUGGUGUGCCAGGAGUUGUACUAGUUGUAGAUGGUACUUCUGUUGAAACAGGUGGCAGAGGCGUAAUUGGAGUAGUGGAGGUGCUUGUCGGUGUUGAAGGAGGUGGUGUGCCAGGAGUUGUACUAGUUGUAGAUGGUACUUCUGUUGAAACAGGUGGCAGAGGCGUAAUUGGAGUAGUGGAGGUGCUUGUCGGUGUUGAAGGAGGUGGUGUGCCAGGAGUUGUACUAGUUGUAGAUGGUACUUCUGUUGAAACAGGUGGUGUAAUUGGAGUAGUGGAGGUGCUUGUCGGUGUUGAAGGAGGUGGUGUGCCAGGAGUUGUACUAGUUGUAGAUGGUACUUCUGUUGAAACAGGUGGCAGAGGCGUAAUUGGAGUAGUGGAGGUGCUUGUCGGUGUUGAAGGAGGUGGUGUGCCAGGAGUUGUACUAGUUGUAGAUGGUACUUCUGUUGAAACAGGUGGCAGAGGCGUAAUUGGAGUAGUGGAGGUGCUUGUCGGUGUUGAAGGAGGUGGUGUGCCAGGAGUUGUACUAGUUGUAGAUGGUACUUCUGUUGAAACAGGUGGCAGAGGCGUAAUUGGAGUAGUGGAGGUGCUUGUCGGUGUUGAAGGAGGUGGUGUGCCAGGAGUUGUACUAGUUGUAGAUGGUACUUCUGUUGAAACAGGUGGCAGAGGCGUAAUUGGAGUAGUGGAGGUGCUUGUCGGUGUUGAAGGAGGUGGUGUGCCAGGAGUUGUACUAGUUGUAGAUGGUACUUCUGUUGAAACAGGUGGUGUAAUUGGAGUAGUGGAGGUGCUUGUCGGUGUUGAAGGAGGUGGUGUGCCAGGAGUUGUACUAGUUGUAGAUGGUACUUCUGUUGAAACAGGUGGCAGAGGCGUAAUUGGAGUAGUGGAGGUGCUUGUCGGUGUUGAAGGAGGUGGUGUGCCAGGAGUUGUACUAGUUGUAGAUGGUACUUCUGUUGAAACAGGUGGCAGAGGCGUAAUUGGAGUAGUGGAGGUGCUUGUCGGUGUUGAAGGAGGUGGUGUGCCAGGAGUUGUACUAGUUGUAGAUGGUACUUCUGUUGAAACAGGUGGCAGAGGCGUAAUUGGAGUAGUGGAGGUGCUUGUCGGUGUUGAAGGAGGUGGUGUGCCAGGAGUUGUACUAGUUGUAGAUGGUACUUCUGUUGAAACAGGUGGCAGAGGCGUAAUUGGAGUAGUGGAGGUGCUUGUCGGUGUUGAAGGAGGUGGUGUGCCAGGAGUUGUACUAGUUGUAGAUGGUACUUCUGUUGAAACAGGUGGUGUAAUUGGAGUAGUGGAGGUGCUUGUCGGUGUUGAAGGAGGUGGUGUGCCAGGAGUUGUACUAGUUGUAGAUGGUACUUCUGUUGAAACAGGUGGCAGAGGCGUAAUUGGAGUAGUGGAGGUGCUUGUCGGUGUUGAAGGAGGUGGUGUGCCAGGAGUUGUACUAGUUGUAGAUGGUACUUCUGUUGAAACAGGUGGCAGAGGCGUAAUUGGAGUAGUGGAGGUGCUUGUCGGUGUUGAAGGAGGUGGUGUGCCAGGAGUUGUACUAGUUGUAGAUGGUACUUCUGUUGAAACAGGUGGCAGAGGCGUAAUUGGAGUAGUGGAGGUGCUUGUCGGUGUUGAAGGAGGUGGUGUGCCAGGAGUUGUACUAGUUGUAGAUGGUACUUCUGUUGAAAUAGGUGGUGUAAUUGGAGUAGUGGAGGUGCUUGUCGGUGUUGAAGGAGGUGGUGUGCCAGGAGUUGUACUAGUUGUAGAUGGUACUUCUGUUGAAACAGGUGGCAGAGGCGUAAUUGGAGUAGUGGAGGUGCUUGUCGGUGUUGAAGGAGGUGGUGUGCCAGGAGUUGUACUAGUUGUAGAUGGUAGUUCUGUUGAAACAGUGGUGUAA
This is a messenger RNA of Megalobrama amblycephala (Wuchang bream), 3585 nucleotides long. RefSeq names its product elastin-like. NCBI's taxonomy places the organism in Eukaryota, Metazoa, Chordata, Actinopteri, Cypriniformes, Xenocyprididae. Bases 1 to 3585 code for a protein of 1194 amino acids. The transcript has 9 exons. The record is from RefSeq and is a predicted model, not a curated record.